This is a messenger RNA of Yarrowia lipolytica CLIB122, 1194 nucleotides long. RefSeq lists its product as uncharacterized. The record is from RefSeq and is a predicted model, not a curated record. NCBI's taxonomy places the organism in Eukaryota, Fungi, Ascomycota, Dipodascomycetes, Dipodascales. Gene Ontology annotation, molecular function: aspartic-type endopeptidase activity. Gene Ontology annotation, biological process: proteolysis.
AUGCAGUUCUCUCUCGCCGCUGUUGCCUCUUUCGCUUGCCUCGCUCUGGCCGCUCCUGCCAACCCUGGCUUUCUGGCCGUCCCCAUGUCUCGAGCCCCUGCCCCUGAUGGCCAGAAGGGUAUCUCUUUCGCUGCUGGAGGGGGUAUCAAUGUCGAAAUGAUCAACGAAGUCAUGGCAUACAACGUCGACAUCAAGGUAGGUGGCCAGAAGGUGACUGUCCAGAUUGAUACCGGCUCUUCCGAUCUCUGGGUCUUCUCCUCCGACUCCAUAUACUGCGAGAACGACCCUUCUCUGUGCACGAAGUACGGAUCUUAUAACCCCAAGAAGUCGCAGAACUCCAAGGACACCGGUGAGCACUUUGACAUCCAGUAUGGUAUCGGAGAUGCCUCCGGUAACUACUACAAAGAUGACGCUUCUCUCGGAGAGGCCAAGGUUACCGACUUCCAGUUUGGUGUCAGCACUGGUGAUAAGUCUUCUGGUGACGUUUCUGUCUUCGGUAUCGGACCUCUCGCAGACGAGGCCACCCGAAGCCACUACCCCAACUUUCCUGCUCUUCUGAAGGAGCAGGGUGUCAUCAAGAAGAACGUCUACGGCAUGGCCUUUGGUCUCCCCGGUGACAAGCAGAACUCCGAGAUCACCUUUGGUGCUUACAACUCUGGUCGAUAUUCCGGUUCUCUCAAGACUGUCCCCAUCACCACCCAGGGCCACUUUGGCAUCAAGUGUGACAAGGCUAAGAUCGGCGACAAGACCAUUCUGGAGGGCGAGGACGUUGUUCUCGACUCUGGAACCUCUCUCACUUACCUCACCAAGUCUAACUACGACGCUGUUAUCAACCAAGUGCAGGCUGCUGGCAUCAAGCUCACCGACGCGGGCCAGGGAAUCUCUGCUCUUCCUUGCUCUGACAUUGGCAAGCUCUCCAUGGAGUACACCUUUUCUGGCAAGACCAUCAAGGUCUCUGGUAAGGACAUGACUAUUCCUGCUACCUACCUCGACUCUUCUGAUACCUCUGGUCUCUGUAUCUUUGGUAUCACCGAGUCUACCGGCCAGCUGUCCAACCUCAACCUGUUCGGAGACACCUUCCUCCGAGCCAUCUACUCUGUCUAUGACCUAGACAAUAACCAGGUGUCUAUUGCCCAGGCUGCCUCCGGACAGGAGGAUAAGUACGUCGAGAUCACCGGUCCUCUCCCCAACUAA